This is a messenger RNA of Numida meleagris (helmeted guineafowl), 3413 nucleotides long. RefSeq names its product carbohydrate sulfotransferase 11 (gene CHST11). The record is from RefSeq and is a predicted model, not a curated record. Gene Ontology annotation, molecular function: sulfotransferase activity. Gene Ontology annotation, biological process: carbohydrate biosynthetic process; proteoglycan biosynthetic process. NCBI's taxonomy places the organism in Eukaryota, Metazoa, Chordata, Aves, Galliformes, Numididae. Bases 135 to 1187 code for a protein of 350 amino acids. Gene Ontology annotation, cellular component: membrane. The transcript has 3 exons.
UAGCGCCCCCCGGUGCGGGGCGCGGGCGCCCGGGCAUCCUCCGGCGCGGCGGCGGCUCCGGCUCCUCCCUCGCCGGCAGCGCGGAGCGGCUGCGAGCUUGAGCCGGGCGCUGCGCUGCGCUGCCGGGCAGCGCCAUGAAGCCGGCGGUGCUGGAAGUAAUGAGGAUGAACCGGGUGUGCAGGAUGGUCCUGGUCACUUCCGUGGGCUCCUUCAUCCUCGUCAUCUUCUAUUUCCAAAGUAUGUUGCUCCCAGUAAUGCGUAGGAAUCCAUUUGGGAUGGACAUUUGCUGCCGAAAAGGAUCCAGAAGCCCACUCCAGGAACUGUAUAAUCCUACCCAGUUGUCCAACACAGCAAUUCUCCAUCAGAUUAGACGAGACCAAGUGACAGACACAUGCCGAGCAAACAGCGUAUUGAGCAGGAAGCGCCGUGUGCUGACGCCCAACGAUCUCAAACACCUGGUGGUGGAUGAAGAUCAUGAAAUGAUCUACUGCUAUGUCCCUAAAGUGGCCUGCACAAACUGGAAGAGAGUCAUGAUGGUUUUGACGGGAAGAGGCAAGUACAGCGAUCCAAUGGAAAUCCCGGCCAACGAAGCCCAUGUGUCUUCAAACCUGAAGACUCUCAACCAGUACAGCAUCCCAGAGAUCAACCACCGCUUGAAAAACUACAUGAAGUUCCUCUUUGUUCGUGAGCCUUUUGAGAGACUGGUGUCAGCCUACAGGAACAAGUUCACCCAGAAGUACAACACUUCCUUCCACAAGCGCUACGGCACCAAAAUCGUGAGGCGCCAGAGGAAGAACGCGACCCAGGAAGCUCUGCGUAAAGGCGACGAUGUGAAAUUUGAAGAGUUUGUGGCAUAUCUCAUCGACCCGCACACCCAAAGAGAAGAGCCCUUCAACGAGCACUGGCAGACUGUGUACUCCCUCUGCCACCCUUGCCACAUUCAUUAUGACCUCAUAGGAAAAUAUGAAACGCUUGAAGAGGAUUCGAAUUACAUUCUCCAGCUUGCAGGAGUCGGCAACUACCUGAAGUUCCCCACCUAUGCAAAGUCAACGAGAACUACUGAUGAAAUGACCACAGAGUUCUUCCAGAACAUCAGCUCGGAGCACCAAACGCAGCUGUAUGAAGUCUACAAACUUGAUUUCUUAAUGUUCAAUUACUCAGUGCCAAGCUACCUGAAAUUGGAAUGAGGGAUGGGUUGGGGGGAGAGCGGGGAGAGAAAGCCUGUUUUAUUUAAGAUUUUUAUUUGUCAUAAUAAAUAUGGAGAGUGGGUUAUUUUGUAAAUUAAUGAUUUUCUUUUUUUUUUUUUUUUGAAUGAUGCUGCGAGCAGCACAGUCAAAAUUAUUUAAAUCAACUGUAAGAAAGGACAGCUCUCUUUGCAGGGUAACAGGAUUGUGACGAUCUAGCUGUAGAAAUGAAUAAUACUGCUACACUGUUGAAAAAAAACGUUAAUUGUGUUCUGGUGAAUUUCAUUGAUCUUGCGUUCCUAAAAUUCUAAUUAAUAUUAUUUAUACUUAUUUAAAACAUGGUCUCUUGGGCAGUUUCACUAUAGCAACAGAGAUAGAUAACAUUUGGACAAAAGGAAUCUGGUUUUAUUCUUUCCUCAGUUGAGCUUUUCUCUGGAUAGUAAUAUUCUUCCAUUAGCCUUUCAUGCAGGUAAAUACAGGAGUGGUUCUUGAUACCGCACGCUGUCAGAAUGAUGGAAAUAAUUACUUUAGAAAGUGAUACUGCAUUUAAACAUACUAUAAAGCUGUCUUUCUAGCCCUGAAAGGGAAAAAUAAAACAGAUUUUGAUAGAUACAUGAUCUCUAAACUGAUCUCUAAACCCAUGAUUACAAGAAAUGUGAAUGUAGUCCUUAGGAAGAGAAACCAUGAGCUUUUUUUUUUAAAUCUGGAUUUAAUGGUUUUGUCAAGAAUAUGAUGAGUCCCAUUGUCUCAUAAUUUGAAGGCUGCCCACCCAAAUGAAUGUGGAUUUGCAGAUGGCUCCAUCUGAAAAAUCAGCAUUUUGAAUGUGACCAUGAAGAUAUGCGAAUGCCCAAAGCAGUCGGCAUUCACUUAAUUCAUAUCCAAGAUGGGGGAUUUAGGGAGCUCCAGUCUCUACAGGUCACGCCUCCUCCUUGAUCUUAAGAUAGACAAUUAGAAUUGGCUAUUGUGCUCGAAAACCACCGGUCAUGAUAUGUUGCUAGAAAGGAUGCAGGCAUGUUAUUUUAAAAAUCAGAAAGUCAUCUUCGUGUUGAUCUCUAAGCAUGCAAGGCAAUAAAAGAGGUCUCCAAGCUUCCGACAUGCUGGUUUCAUGGCUUUUUCCUAUGGGGAAAAGGGGAAUCUUUCUUUCUUCAGUUGUCGCUGAAAUUGACAGGGAUGAAUUGACAGAAAUGUUUCUGGUAUCCCAUGGGUCAGUAUUUCAUCUAAGUCAGGUCUAAUGUGAGAACACGCUCUUCUUACCUAAGGUAAGCAUCUCUGUGGUGGUUGUUUCUCUUGCUUUAAUGCAAUGCCACUGAGAUAUGUGGCCCUGAGGGCAGUAGGAGCAGGGCUGGGAUCUGGUCUGGAGCCAGCAACAGGUGUCUGGAGUAGGAAGCAAAGGCUUUCCUCCAGUGACAGAGGCCAGCAGCGCACCGGUUGGCCCUUGUCCGCACCACCAGGCAGACUGCAGCUCUCCAAAAGGCAAGGGGCAGGUUUGAUUCUGCAAGGCUUUGUUAGCGUGGGGUUUUGUUCAGGGAACAAAAGAGAAGUCGCUGGCACAGGCUUUAGUCGAGGCAUUUGUGGGAAGCUAAAAUCUGUUUUAAGGUUGUUUGUUACAGUGGGGGUUUGCAUCGCCCGCAUGUCUGUCUUCUUUAAUCAAACCCAACACUUCCAAAAAGAAAAGCAGAUUUAGGUAAACGCAGCUGGAGCCGGAGCCUGGCAGGCGCAGUGCACAACAGCUGGUGAUGGCUGCUGAGUUACACAGCCCCCAGGACACCACGUGCUUAAAGAAGUGACAUAGGUCUGUCUGAUUUAGCAAAAAUAAGUCACUGAGCGGAUCUCAGUGAUGAAUGAAUGAACACAGCAAACCAGCAGCUGAACUCCUUUUGCGAUUGUGCUUGCUCUUACCCAGGCUUUGGGCCGUGUUUAUCAUGCCCUCUGGAUGAAUCUCUCACCACUCUGCAACAGACAGUUUUUGUAGCCCGGGUCCUGUUUAUAACCCCAUUACUAGGAAUGGCCGGCGGAGCACUGGCUGCUGGAUCCGACAGCUCUGAAUCCCUGAGUGCUUUCUGAUCGCUGAGCAGCGCUUUACAUGAAAGCAGUUUUGUCUCAUUUAGAGAACGUGGAGCUGUUGCAAGUGCCUAUUGCAGUGUGCCCCGUCUUUCUUCUGGCUGUAGCUCAGUGCUUAUAUGUUUGUUAAAAAAAAAAAAAAAAUCUGUAAGAGGGUAGAUUCUUCUU